This is a messenger RNA of Motacilla alba alba, 2770 nucleotides long. RefSeq lists its product as uncharacterized. The record is from RefSeq and is a predicted model, not a curated record. The coding region runs from base 27 to 1523 and encodes 498 amino acids. The transcript has 2 exons. Lineage: Eukaryota; Metazoa; Chordata; Aves; Passeriformes; Motacillidae.
AAUUCCUCAUUGCCAAGAUCCCAUCCAUGGCUGCCCUCUGGCAGUUUUCUGGAGUUCCCUGUGUCCAUCCCCACAGAGGAGCAGCCAGCCCACCCCUGUCUGCCCGAACGCUGCCAGCUGCUCCCAGCCCCAGCUCAUCCCUAAAUCCACUCCUGGCAAACAUCACUUCAGCUCUUCCUUCAUCGACUCGGGGUCAGAGCAACAGCAAAUUUCUUUUCCUCUGCAUGUGGACAUUUGGAAAGCGAUAUGCAAAUCAUGAGAUCCCUGGAAUGACCCCGGUAACUGGAGAAGCCACCAAGCCCAGUUACUAUUUUAAACUCUUGGCCAAGCUCUGGGAAUCUUCCACAGGAGCUGAUCCAGCACACAACCAGCACCUUGUGCUGCCAGAGCCUGCUCCAAAUCUUUUCAAAUCUCCAUGGAGCUGUGCCAGGGGAGGGACAGCAUGGACACCAGCAAAGGCUCUUUCCCGAGGGAGCUGGCACUGCCCAGGCUCCCCAGGGAACGGGCACGGCCCCAGAGCUCCAGGAGCGUUUGGACAGCGCUCCAGGGAUGCCCGGGCUGGGCUUGCUGGGGUGUCUGUGCAGGGCCAGGAGCUGGAUCUGGGGUCCCUGUGGGCCCUGCCCGCUCAGGAGAUCCCAUGGCUCUGCGAUGCUGGAAUUCCUCUAUACCACUGCUGGGCUCAGGGAAGAAAAGUUUUGGGUCCCCUUUGCCAUCAGAAAACUCAGGGGAGACCUCAAAGGAAGCAUUCCCUGCACAGAGCAUGGAAAAGCACCACAGGAAAACACUGGGAUAUCUCUGUACCGAAGAGGAGAGGAAGCACUGACAAACCAACACCCCCUCCUCGCUCAGGAUCUCACUGUGGGGGACAGCAGCGAUGGGAUUCCCUCCAGCUGUCUGCCAAUCCAGCCAGGAAACUCUGCUCAGGACCGGGAGAUCCCACUCUGGAACACAGCUGGGCCCCCCAGCCCCCCGCUCCCCAGGGAAGCUCUGCCAACGGUGGCCUGGAGCUUCCCAAAAAUGCCGUAAGCCCACAGAGCACUUUUCUCCUGGAAACAAACCCCCGAGCAGCAGCUCUCACACAGCGCUGCCUCGUCGUUAUUAUUUUUGACAGUUUCCAAUUUGUGAAGUCAGAAAUCCACCCUGUCCCUCCCACAGCACACGCAGAGCUCCUGGAACACCAGGCUGAGCAGGAGAUGCUCCACAGCUCCUGCAUCCCACAACAAACCUUCCCCCGGCGUGAGGCUCUGCAGGAGCCUUUCCUGCACCACCUGCCUGACAGGCACCUGCUGCUGCACCACCAAUCUGUCCCCACUGCCAGCCAGGGCCUCGUCCCACAUCCCUGCAUUUCAACGUUAAUCCAAAGCAAGUACAGAAAGCACCAGGAAUAUCAGUGCACACACAGAGAACAAGCCUUGGUUUCAGACCAGCUCGUUCCUAGCCAGCCCUCAUCGCCUUCUGCCGAGCAAAUGUCACCCAGGCCAGCCCAGGCCAUGAUGUGCUCCCACCGACAGCCCAAAAUUUAACUUUGCUUCCCAUGAGAUCACCAUUGGUUGCCAUGGAAAUCCCUAUACUACCAUCCACCAAGGGUUUUUUUUACCACUGAAGUAUUUUGGCAGCAUGUUCGCUUUUAAGUGUCAGAGUAAUAAGAGAAAACAUAAAUGUUUCUUCUCCCAUCAGGCUCUAAACAGAGCUUUAUAACCCAAAUCUGCUCCCAAGAGCUGGGUUCAAACCUGUGGGGCUGGGCAGGGCUGGAAUCACCACCUUUUCCUUUCUGAGACACAAAAUAAACAAUGAAAACAACCUGUAAGUUUUUAAAACGUGAAUUUCCAAGCAGGGGAUCAAGCGAGGAAAAACCUCUUAGGGCCCUGCGAGUUCUCUCAGUUUCUCUUUUUCACUUCCUAGUUUGGUUUUUUUUUUUUUAAGCUGGUGCAAAACAAGGCCCUCAAAUUCAGCAGGGCCCUCGCAGCCUCUGCCAGGAGCCGCUUUCCUGUCAGAUCAAUCUUGUGGUGAUUCCAGCGGGGCCUCCACUCCUAGCCCGGUUUCUGGUCGUUAAUAAAACCAGCACGGUGACACUGACGGCCAAACUCUGCACCCCGAGGUGGGCAGGUCCCCAGGAGGGUGACACCCGUGGGAGGCUGAUCCCCCUCCUGUGACCCCUGGAAGGGUGACCUGACCCCGGCAAGGGACCAGACCUUCAGGAGAGGGACCCUGACCACCGAUCCCCCUCCUCUCACCGCCGGGAGGGACCUGACCCCCGGGAACAGGAGCAGAACCCCGGAGCACGGGCCAGCCUCUCAGGAAGGGGAGCAGACCCCCGGGAAGGGGAACAGACCCCCGGGAGGGGGAUCUGACCCGCCACAAGGGGACCAGACAGCCGAGAGGGACUUGACCCAUAGGAGGGGAACCACACCCCAGGAAGGGGGACCCUCAGAAGGGUGAUCUGACCCCCGGAAGGGACCUAACCUCCGGGACUGACCUGACCCCCAGGAGGGGACAAGAACCUCGAGAGAGGAACCUGACCCUCGGGAAAGGGAGCAGACCCGCAGGGGGGUGAUGCAACCCUCGGGCAGGGGACCCCCGAAGGACGACCAGACCCUCGGGAGUGCGCGCUGAGCCCUAAGAGGGAGAUCUGAGUGGCAGGAAGGGUGACCUGACCCCUGACCUUGCCACCGCCGCCACUGCCGACAGCUCCGGCCACUCCCGGCCGGCCAGGUGCGAUCCAGGAGCACCUGGAGGCCGCAGCCCCAGCCCCCAGCCCCGCCAGCCCGCC